This is a messenger RNA of Papaver somniferum (opium poppy), 845 nucleotides long. RefSeq lists its product as uncharacterized. The transcript has a single exon. Gene Ontology annotation, molecular function: pectinesterase inhibitor activity. The record is from RefSeq and is a predicted model, not a curated record. Lineage: Eukaryota; Viridiplantae; Streptophyta; Magnoliopsida; Ranunculales; Papaveraceae. The coding region runs from base 63 to 614 and encodes 183 amino acids. Gene Ontology annotation, biological process: negative regulation of catalytic activity.
CAGGUUUAUAGUUUCAUAAUCAAAAGCUCUCUGUCUCUCUAAACUUCAACGAGAAAAAAGUUAUGGCAUUCCUUAAAAUUUCCAAGGUUUCUACUGUCUUGGUUCUUAUUAUGUUUCUCUGCUAUAAUCUUCAACCUUCAACUUUCGUCAGGGCAGAUGAUGAAUUGAUCCGUCGAGUAUGUCACAACACGGAUGCACCAACAGCUUGUAAUCAGUGUGUCAAAGCUGAUAAUCGGAGUGACAAUGCAGAUAGUGUUGGAAUUGCGACUAUCGUUGUUGAUUGCCUAAAAGUUCAAGCUGUUUACUUACAAAACAAUAUUUCUGCAUUAGCCUCUAAAUACAAAGAUGAUUUUGCUGCAAAUCAAACUAUUACGAAGUGCCAAGAAUGGUUUUCUCAUGCAAAGUCAGAUCUCAGUGCAGCUACUCAAGGGUUAAAGACUGGUGAUUACGAUGCUUCAGAUAAAUCGGUGUUUGAGGCAUUAAUGUAUCAGAGUGCAUGCAAAUACCAGUUUGAGAACACUCGGAAGAUAAGAAUUACAUAUCAUAUCUCUUUUGGGUUUAACAUGUAUGAAGAACUCUCGCAAAUAGCUUUGCGUAUCAUCGAUCAUCUUUGAGUCGCUACUUGUUAUGUUUUCACUUCUCAUCAGUACGUAGUUGCUGUUGUUUAAUGGAUUAGCACCCCUAAUCUGUAUUAAACUGGCUUUAGGAGUAUAUUUAUUCGAAAUAAGAUGAGAAGAAUUUAUCUGUUAUUGUCAUGGUUGAACUUCAUGACUGAGGUGAUGACUAUGUAAUGUAUGAAAUGGAAUUUGAAGAUGAAGACUAUUUGAAUUUACCUGUGUAGUUAA